GGGUGUCUGUUAUAUCGACGAGAGAGAGAGAGAGGUUUACAACAUUAUUGCAUCUCACAUUGCUCCAUCAAAUGAUUUCUCUUACACAAGAAUAGGAGGAAUGGCUCAUUUCCAUCCAAACUGUUCCAAUUUUCCUAAAGGAUUCGGUGGAGAACCUUCAUGGAGAUGCAGAGGUACAAAAAACUAUGAUAUUGAUCUAAUUGACAGCAGAAAAAAUUGGAAAAAUUCAAGUCAUAGUGUGAGCAUUCGGAGGAAGACAAGGACGUUGGAGAAUGGGAGAGGUUUUGGUGCGCAGUGCUGUAGUUCUUCAACCCAAUCAACUGACGGAGUAGAGUUGGCUGGGGAACUAGAGCUGAAUGGAAAAUAUGGAGACCGAAAGAGGCAGUUUGGGAAUUUGGUCAGUCAGCAUGGAUGGCAGGUGAGGAGGAUGGUUGAGAAGAAAGAUGAGAUGAGGAAGGUAGCUCACGUUCAAGCUGAAGCAUUUCAUGUUCCAGUGAUUCUCUUCAAUGAUUUGUUCUUCAUGUUCUUUCAGGCUGAAGUGCUUUCUGGACUUCUAUACAGACUCACGAACUCACCACCAGACAGGUAUGCGUGUCUGGUAGCGGAAACUGCACCUGAAGUUCCUGAGUCAGUGAAGGAGCUAGUGGGAGUCGUCGAUAUCACAGCCAUGAGGGACGAAGCCGUUCUUCAACAUCUCCCAGGAGUAGAUGAAUAUCUGUAUGUGUCCGGGAUAGCUGUAUUAAAUAAUUUCAGGAGGAAGAAAGUGGCCACUGCACUGCUAAAAGCCUGUGACAAGCUCUCUAUUCUUUGGGGUUUUGAAUAUCUUGUCCUACGGGCUUAUGAAGAUGAUUGGGGUGCUCGUAAACUGUAUUCUAAUGCCGGUUAUAGAGUUGUCUCAGGAGAUCCUCCAUGGAUGACUACUUGGAUUGGCCGAAAACGUCGUGUUCUAAUGAUCAAACAGUCUAACCUCUGUGAGUAAUCUAUAUUCAAAAAAAAAAAAAAGAGAUUUAAAACGUCAGGAUUAACAUUUUGUUGACCUAUGAAUUGGGUGAUCACACUUAGAUAUGUGACAUAUGAUUGAAUGUAAUGGUUGACGGUUAUUUUUCCAUACAAGAGGAGAAAGACCAUAGAGAGAGCCGCAUAGGUAAUUUAAAUAUGAACCAACAUAACCCUCUAAGAGUUGCGAUUGUGUCGAGAGUUGCAAUCUUCCCAAGGGGUAUGUUCGUUCACUUGAAUGGGUGUCUUCUAUGUCUAUAAAAUAGUAUGAGGGCCUAGAGAAUGAUAUCAAAUACUUUCUUACCCUAAUGACAGCAAAUUGAUUUUUUUCGAUAUUUGCAUCACUUUGAUUUUUUUCUCUUAGGAUUGCAUGUGAUCCCCAAUUUAACAACAGAUAAUUGCC
Molecule: messenger RNA, 1399 nt
Organism: Ilex paraguariensis (yerba mate)
Lineage: Eukaryota; Viridiplantae; Streptophyta; Magnoliopsida; Aquifoliales; Aquifoliaceae
Source: the annotation of a GenBank genome assembly